GCCCGCUGCCGGUUGGUGCUGGCGCUCCGCAGUGGGGGAGCGGCGGGCGCGGAGCCGCGGCCGGUCCCAGUCCCAGUUCCCGCGGCGCGCGCGGAGCACCGGGCGCGGCCAUGUCUGUGGUCGGCAUCGACCUCGGCUUCCUCAACUGCUACAUCGGCGUGGCGCGCAGCGGCGGCAUCGAGACCAUCGCCAACGAGUACAGCGACCGCUGCACCCCAGCAUGUAUAUCUUUAGGAUCCAAGACCCGAGCUAUUGGGAAUGCAGCAAAGAGCCAGAUCAUCACAAAUGUAAAAAAUGCGGUACAUGGUUUCAAAAAACUCCAUGGAAGAGCAUUUGAAGAUCCUUACAUACAAGCUGAGAGGGCCAAACUUCCCUAUGAACUUCAGAAGAUGCCAAAUGGCUCCGUUGGAGUAAAGGUGAGGUACCUGGAUGAGGAGAGACUGUUUGCAGUGGAACAGAUCACAGGAAUGUUGCUGGCCAAACUGAAGGAGACUUCGGAAAGUGCUUUGAAGAAACCAGUGGCUGACUGUGUGAUUUCAGUCCCUAGUUUCUUCACUGAUGCUGAAAGAAGGUCUGUAAUGGCAGCUGCACAGAUUGCAGGAUUAAAUUGUCUGAAGCUGAUGAAUGAGACUACAGCAGUUGCAUUAGCCUAUGGAAUAUACAAGCAAGAUCUGCCAGCCUUGGAAGAGAAGCCAAGAAAUGUGGUCUUUGUAGAUAUGGGGCAUUCUGCAUAUCAGGUUUCCAUCUGUGCUUUUAACAAGGGAAAACUGAAGGUCUUGGCCACGACCUUUGACCCUUUCGUAGGUGGUAGGAAUUUUGAUGAGGCUUUGGUAGAUUACUUCUCUGAAGAAUUUAGGACAAAAUACAAACUGAAUGUAAAAGAGAAUCCCCGAGCACUGCUGCGAUUGUAUCAGGAAUGUGAGAAGCUCAAGAAGCUGAUGAGUGCGAAUGCGUCUGACCUUCCACUCAACAUCGAGUGCUUCAUGAAUGACCUGGAUGUCUCCAGUAAGAUGAACAGAGCUCAGUUCGAGCAGCUGUGUGCUGCCCUUCUGGCCAGAGUGGAGCCUCCUCUAAGAGCAGCCAUGGAUCAAGCCAAACUUCAGCGUGAAGAUAUCUACAGUAUAGAAAUAGUAGGUGGGGCUACUAGAAUUCCAGCAGUGAAGGAACAGAUCUCUAACUUUUUCUGUAAAGAGAUAAGCACCACGCUAAAUGCUGAUGAAGCUGUUGCAAGAGGCUGUGCCUUGCAGUGUGCAAUUCUUUCUCCAGCUUUUAAAGUGCGUGAGUUUUCCAUCACAGAUGUUGUUCCUUACUCUAUAACAUUGAGAUGGAAAUCAUCUUAUGAAGAAGGAACAGGUGAGUGUGAAGUCUUCAGUAAGAACCAUGCUGCUCCAUUCUCAAAAGUAAUUACUUUCCACAAGAAGGAGCCUUUUGAUUUGGAAGCUUACUAUACCCAUCCACAAGAAGUGCCUUAUCCUGAUUCCAGAAUAGGGCGUUUCACUAUUCAGAACGUUGGUCCCCAGCACGAUGGUGACAACUCCAAGGUGAAGGUGAAAGUGCGCGUCAAUAUCCACGGCCUGUUCAACGUGGCCAACGCGUCCAUCAUAGAGAAGCAGAGCUUAGAGGGGGAUCACAAUGACACACCCAUGGACACUGAGUCAUCAAGUAAGAGCCAAGGCAGAGAUGAAGAGCUGCAAUUACCUUUCAGUAUUGAGGAUGAUACCAUCGACUCUGAGGAGGAGUUAUGUAACUCUCGGCAGGAUAAAAUGCAGGUUGAUCAAGAAGAAGGUGUGCAGAAAAGUCAAGCUGAACAACAGAACCAAGCAGAUGAGGAAACAGAAAAUGCUGGAACUGAAACAAAGGCUGCUUCUGGAGAAAAGCAAGAUCAACCACCCCAGCCAAAGGCUAAAACAAAAGUUAAGAGUAUUGACCUCCCUAUACAGUCAAGCCUCUAUAGGCAGCUGGGACAAGAUCUGAUCAAUUCCUAUAUAGAAAAUGAGGGGAAGAUGAUGAUGCAAGACAAGCUUGAGAAAGAACGAAAUGAUGCUAAGAAUGCUGUUGAAGAAUAUGUGUAUGAAUUCAGAGACAAACUGUGUGGAGUCUUUGAGAAGUUUAUCACUGAAGAGGAUUCAAACAAGCUGACCUUGAUGUUGGAGGACACAGAAAACUGGCUUUAUGAAGAUGGAGAGGACCAGCCAAAACAAGUAUACAUGGAUAAGCUUCAGGAAUUAAAAAAAUUUGGACAGCCUAUCCAGGAAAGAUGCAUGGAACACGAAGAGAGACCAAAAGUUCUAAAUGAACUGGGAAAGAAGAUUCAGCUCCUUAUGAAAGCAGUAGAAGCAUACAAAAAUAAGGAUGAAAAAUACGACCACCUAGAUCCUGCUGAGAUGGAGAAAGUUGAAAAAUACAUUAACGAGGCUAUGAAUUGGUUGAACAGCAAAAUGAAUGCCCAAAACAAACUAAGUCUAACUCAGGAUCCAGUUGUCAAAGUGGCAGAAAUACUAGCAAAAUCUAAGGAAUUGGAUAGCUUCUGUAAUCCUAUUCUAUCCAAGCCCAAACCGAAGAUAGAACCUCCUAGUGAUGGGCAGUCCAAAGCCAACGGGGAACACAAUGGACCAGUGAAUGGACAGAGCGCUACGGAAACAAAACCUGAACCAGCAAAGGACAACCCUCAGCAGACCAAACCCCCUGGAGAGAUGGAAGUGGACUAAAUCUUGCAUUUCUUUUACUUCAUUAAAAUAGUGCAAGUAACCACAGGGUCCAUUCUUUUUGUCUGGUACACACCUCAGAUGUUCAGUUAUUCUUAGCCAACCUUCUGUCAUUUGUUGCUGAGUAGUUUUGAAAGUGUUUUAUAUUAAGUACACCUUAAUAUAAUGUUCAUUUCCACUGAUGUUCAUUUCCACUGAUGCUGCUUAUGUGGAGCUUUAGCCAAAUGUAGAUUGUAUAAGUCAGUUGAAGCUUUCCCAAUAUAUUUUAUAUCAAACAUACAGAAUUGAUAUAUAAAUGGCAACAAUCUACCUUAUUUAAAGCUUUUAUUGUGGAUAAACCUCAGCUCCUUUAUUCAGGAAAGGAUACUGUAUUGCACUACUGAUGCUCAAGUGUAGAUCUAAUCGCAUCUUUAUUUUGGAAAAAAUAUUGGAAUUGAAGUGGCAAAACCUGUCACUUGAAGCACUGACCUUUUCUAGUUAUUGUAUUGUUAUAAUUUAAAUAUUAAAAUAGAGGUUAGUUGGCAUACCAGUCCAUCUUGUUGAUGUACCAUGAGAAUUGUACGGUCUUUUUCAUAGGAACUGAAUAGUUUGAGCUUAAGCGUUUUUUAGGUUCCCAUACCACUACCAGUCUUCAUGACAAACCGCUCCAGCAGCGUGGCUCUGCCGUGUGCUGGAAUUCCUGGUCUGUGCACAUUGCUGUACAUACCCUACUGCACUUAGGACACAGUGAUGCUGGGGAGAAUAGGAUGAAAGGGGACAACAUGCAAGGCCUGCUGCAUAGCUUUCCCUUGAAAAUGUCUUAUUGCACAUGGAACUAUUUCCACUUCUUUUGUUUUGAAUUCAAUUUACAUCUUGAUCAUAUCUCAUCCCGGGGAGGAGAAACAACAGAAACAGUGCUGUGCAAACUGGGUAUCACCACACUGAUUUUGAGGUUGUUUAAAUGCUCUUUGGGGCAAACUUGAAAGAAAUGCUGAGAGCUUAUUUAAGCCUUGAUGCUUGGCCCAUAAAUCUUUUGGUCAAGGAUCAAAACAAAAGAGUUUAAAAACUGGAUAUUAUUGCCCCAAAGAUGGAAUCUACUUGAUGAACUUGCAUAGCUUACCACUUAGCUUUGGUCAUUUACUCUCUAAUGAAAGUGUCUACAAUGUAUUACACAGCAGAAUCACUGUUGCCUUUGGUAAGUCUUAAACGUUGUCAAAGUCCAGUGUAUGUUCCAAAUAUAUUCCAAAUGCCUCUGUCAGUCAUUGAGGUACUGCAGCACUUGCUAAAGCCAGUCACCAUUGAUUUCAAACACCUCUUCUGUUACCAGAGUGGGAAUGGGCUACUCUUAACUAUGAAAAGUGGUUUCUUUACCCAGUCAGCAUAAGAAGCUGAGAUUAGUUGCAGUGUAAAGUGUCAGUGACUUGAACUCUGUCCCAGAACCAAAUUCAGAUAUUAAUCAGGCACUCCUGCAGCAGCUCUCCCAUAUGAGGUGGUGUUGUUGUAAACAAGUGAAGAAUCACAACUUUGUUUCUGGCUUUGGCAGCCAUUUUAUCUUCAGCCAUGCCCUUCAUCUUCUACCACUGUUCAUGCUACAAAAAGUAAUUCAUGACCCCUGGUAGAGGUGAAUUCACUUCUCACAUAUUUUCACAGAAAAAGGAAGCAUCAUUUACAGCUGUGCAUAAACCUGCCAGACUAGUUCGAGUGCUGGAAUUGCAUCUUCAUGACUGACAUCCAGUCACUGAGGUGUGUGUACUUUGCUCUCCUUCCUGUUCCUAUUCCAUGCAGUCAGUGUAGGUGGUCUGACACUGUAAGUUUACAUGUUUAAAGCCCUGGAACAAAAACUGAGUGGCCUUGAGGAGAGUUGCUCUGCAGCUCCUCUGCAACCUCAGUCUUGAGUUCUGCCACGGUAGUCACACCUCUGGCACUGAGGGGGUGACUGUACUGCAGCAUCAGUUGUUCUUUCAGUCAUUCAGGACUGAGCUGGCUUUGGUCUCAUAGGCUUUAAGACCAUUUAUAUCCUAAUGGCUUUUACCACAGCAGUGUAAUCAGUAGCAUUGUCAAGUACUGGCUUCCUAAAAUACAGCUGCACAACAAUUUGUCUAGGUAGACUCCUUGGUACCUGUGGCAGAAGAGCACAAAACAGCAGAAAUCUCUAGUAGCUAAAAGGUCAUGUGCAUGAACAGAGUGUCUUCUGCUUGUGGCCAUCAGAUGCUUAAUACUACAUUACAGCUAUUUGAGGCAAUUCUUAGGAUAAAGGCUAGAAAAAUUCUGCACGCUUAACAGCAGAUAUGGUUCAGACAAACAAUUGUAGUCAAGUUUUCUUACUAGAUUAGGGAUUUUUUUGCUGUGCAUCUGGUCUGUCUCUAGAUCCCUGCUGAAGAGGAAUGCUGCCCACAGAAGCUGGCUCUGAGGUCCGUGUCAGGAGUCCCAUUUGGGAGGGCAGAGUUGAUCUUUCCACAGCGAAGUUCACGUUAAAACAUGACUUGUUCCUAUGUAAUCUGUUUUCUGUUAAAAAGAGGAGAUUUUACCAGUACAGAUUUUAAGUACACACUAUGCACAACUUGAGGUUUUAUGUGUCAGACUCAGAAGCAAGUUCCCUUUGCCUACCCUGACAUCACCAGAAUGAGUGUCUCUGCAACAUAAAGCUUUGUUAGGGAACCAGCAGUGGUCUGUUACUCUGCAUCUUGUGUAUUAUAAAAGCAGGUAUUUGUUGAUAAUGUCUUACUUGAAACUUUCUGCUGAGGGCAAGAUACAUUUCUAAUGUUUGAAAAUGUCCCCUAUGUCCCACAAAAAAAAAAGGAAGCAACACUAUCUUUGUAAAGGCAGUAGUUUUGUUUAAAAAAAAAAAAGGUUUGUAAAUCAGGUUCUAAAGUCCCAUGUAAAGAUUUAGUUAUAAACCAGCAUAAGUACAUUAUUUCAUUUUACCAGUGAGUGCUUCCUUCUUUCCUUUAAAGAGGACUCAUUCUCUCCUGUCCAGAGCAUUAAUGGGCUUGCUCAAGAAAGGACUUCAAAAUUAAUUUGUUUUAAUUUUCUUUACUGAACUCAGUUUAGUUUCAUGAGUUCCUUUCCACUUCUUUUAUUACGGUACUUUAGACUCCAAGGAGUUUCUUUGAACUUCAUUUAGAUGUAACAUAAACAGAUUUGUAACAUUUAAGUUAGGGUUUUAUGCCUUCUUUCUUUAACCUGCUGCUUCAUGACAAAAUACCCCAUGAUUUUGAAUGAAGUUUUUGAUUUUGCAUGUCUGAAUUUGAAUGAAGACUCCUCUCCCUUGCUUGCUUCUGGCAGCGUGGAUCUUUCACUGCUUAAAUGCUGCCUUUGGGGCAUGCUUGCAAAGCGUGGAGUGAGCAGCUGGCUCCUGAAUGCUCAGAGGCAGGUGGGAAGCACCCGACCUGUAUUCCCCAGGCUGUAUUCCUGGUCUGCCUCCCAAGGCCCCGGGGCAGAGUGAAGGGGAAGGUGCCCUUCAUGGCAUGGCAGCACAGGAGGGGACGUGCAGUGUCUGGGGUGCAGCUCCAGCAUUCUGGACACCUUGUGGUGUGUGGGAUGGAAGUUUUGGUUCUUCCACAUACAAGUGAGAGCUGUUAACGUAAAGCAUCCAGUCUGUAUUUGAUAAGAUUUCUUUGUAUCUUCAACAUUUGAAAUUCUUUAAUAUUUCCCAACAUCUCAGUGUGCUGAACUCCAGUCUCUCCUACAGCUUGCUACAGAUUUGGUUCUCAAAUACUCGGUAUUUAAGUGGGGGUUUUCCUGUAAGGAUUAUGUAAGCGUAAUUUCAGGAAACAAGCAAGGAGCUGGCCAGAGACUUCUCUUCCCAAUUAUUUUUUGACACCGGUGUGAAAAAUUAAUACCUUUAACAAAACUUGGAAUCUACAGUUCUCAGAGCUCUGGUUAUCCAUGCCUGUCAGUUAGCCAAUGUUAGCAUCCAGGACGUGAGGCCAUGUUGCAAACACGCUGCACUUGCUGGUUCAAAGCACCUGCCCAACUGCUGUAGGAAAAGAGGCUGAAUUCAAUUCCCACAGAUCAGUGCCAUCAUGAACCUCAUUCCUCAAAGUGGGACUUCCAUUGCUGUGUAAUCACACUGUAAUACUUCAAUACACUGACUUCUGUGAGCCCUUCUCAAGUGAAGCUCAGAUGCCCAAACUUGAGUUGUGGACUGGUAUAAGGUUUGCCUGCUCUAAGGAUGCUUACAUUAAUUGCCACUAAUUGCUGUGAGUUUAUUAAUUGGAUGGAGGAAUAUUCUGUUGCCUCUUACACUUUUGCUAGUCUUAAGCUUUCCCGUCUUUCAGGCACCAGGAGACGAAAACUCACUGAAACUCUCUGUCAAAAGAGGUGGUAAAAAACAUGUUGCUUAACAGAAGGCGUUAAUGCCUCAUAAAUUUUAAUUUAAACUCCCAAGAUAGCACUUGGAGUAUAAACACAAGCUCUUAGUAGCUACAGAAAGUGUGUGGUGGCUGACUCCUAGCUGAAUUUGUAAUUCUCCACAGUUGAAAUUUGAAGACUUCAACCAUUUACUACAUACGUAAAUAACAGUGAAAACAACUAAAUGUGACUGUUGGCACUGCAGAAUACUAAACCAGGAAUGUGCUUGAUGUGACUUACUUGAUACAGCUAUUAAACCCUGGUUUCAUUCUUUCCUGGUCAGAAGGAAAUACGUCAAGCAAUGAAAACAAGGAGUCAUUGCAAUGAAAUCCAUGAAGAAUAAUUUUAAACAAAAAUGCAGUUAAGAGCUAUAUGCACCCGCCACCUCUACCAAGUGUUGUAACAGUUUAAUUAAUCAAAAAAGGUAGUCCCUGAAUGUUGCAGUGGUUGAAAAAGUUUCUUUCCAUAGUCGAUAACCAUAUCUCCACGGGUUGAGGGGGGAAGAGAUGGGAAUGUCAGAAUUCAAAGCGGUGUUUAAGUAUGGAAAAUGUUUACGAUGUAUGUAAAUGGGAUUCUCAGUAGUGACAGAUCGUGUGCAAAUUGACAAGACUUCAAUUUAUUUUUGAAUGGCAAUAUAGAUUGUCAAGGUUGUGUAUAAUUAUAAUAAAUAUAUAAACCGCUACUUGAACCAUAAA
This is a messenger RNA of Corvus hawaiiensis (hawaiian crow), 7732 nucleotides long. It is a transcript of the gene HSPA4L, whose product is annotated as heat shock protein family A (Hsp70) member 4 like. The record is from RefSeq and is a predicted model, not a curated record. Gene Ontology annotation, biological process: protein folding. Gene Ontology annotation, cellular component: cytosol; nucleus. The transcript has 20 exons. Gene Ontology annotation, molecular function: ATP binding; ATP-dependent protein folding chaperone. The coding region runs from base 111 to 2708 and encodes 865 amino acids. Lineage: Eukaryota; Metazoa; Chordata; Aves; Passeriformes; Corvidae.